Anopheles bellator is the source of this 1966-nucleotide messenger RNA. It is a transcript of the gene trus, whose product is annotated as programmed cell death protein 2-like. The transcript has 3 exons. Bases 49 to 1416 code for a protein of 455 amino acids. Gene Ontology annotation, cellular component: cytoplasm. The record is from RefSeq and is a predicted model, not a curated record. NCBI's taxonomy places the organism in Eukaryota, Metazoa, Arthropoda, Insecta, Diptera, Culicidae.
UUCAGUUGAUUUAGUUGUACGGAAAACUCAGAGUAAACGGUGCUCAGGAUGGCGAAGAAAAAGUCAAUAGUUUGGCUUGGGUUCGACGAUGAACCGAUCUUGGAGAAGGAUAAGGCGCUUCUGUCCUAUGCAACGAACAAAAUCGGAGGCCAUGCGGAUUGGCCAGCUGGUGUGGUGGAUGUAGCACCGUGUGUUUUCUGUGGCCAGCAGAGGCCACUGAUCGUGCAGAUCUACGCUCCGUUGGAUGAUUCUCAGUUUCACCGCACGCUGUACGUGUUUGCGUGUUUAAACGCACCAUGUUCGACACAAUCGCAAUCUUGGUCCUGCAUCAGGAUACAGUCUCUCGAGAAAAGCUCCCCGGGUGCGGAUAGUGCCGAAACGUGUGCCAUGAGGCUACCGGGAAAGGAGAGCACGAUAUCGUGGUGCAGUGGUGCAGACGAUUGGGAUGACGAUGAGGACGACACUCGCAUGAACAAGGAGAUGCAUGCGGACAUCAGCACAUCCAUCAUGCGGGUCGAUACCAGCAGUAGCACGGGUAACGCAGACCAGUUGCUGAACGAGGAAAACGGUAACGUCAUCCAGUACGAGAAGGUUUCUGACGAAGACGACGAAACUAACUCUAUGGAAGCCGACCCGGUUCCGGGGUUCGAAAACCUAUACGUCGACGAACGAAAUGCAAACGCGUGCGUUGAUGGGCGUUCGGUGGGGGCGACUGGCGGAGAGAUGAUUGACAACAGGUACACAGCGAAGGCUUCAGCGGAAAUCGAAGGACCGGAAACGGCGGAAGUUGUCGUGGUCGAUUCUCCCAUGACAUUGAAGCGUGAUUUGAUCGCUCUACUUAAACAGCCGCAGGUUGUUCCACUUGGCUUCGAAAAUGUUACACUGCGCGCUAUCUAUGUUAGCGUCGACGAGGAACGAUCGAGCGUACCGAUCGUCUCCGAUCACGUGCGUCAGUUGAUGAAUGAUUACCAACGCAAUGAAGAAGAAAUCACAAGCCUUGAUAGUCCGACCGAAAGUGUUGCCGCCGGUGGUAUAAUGCACGCAAAACCCACUGGCGAACAGGAGCUGUACGAGAAAGGAAUUCCGAUGCACGGUGACGUAAUGUUUCAUUCGUUUAUGAGCAAGCUGCAGGAAAACCCUGGCCAACUGUUGCGCUACUCACGCAACGCCGUCCCGUUGCUGAUCGCGCCGAUCAAGGAAAUCACCGUUCCGCCUCAUUGUCAGCACUGCAAGUGUGAGAUGAUCUGCGAAGUCCAGCUGUUGCCGACACUAAUCGAAAAGCUGCAGUUCGAGGCAAACGGAGAACGCGUUCCGAUCGACUUUGGCAACGUGCUGGUGUGGACGUGCGUUAAAAGCUGCUGGGACACACCGGACAAACUUCGUCACGAGCUAGUGCUAGUACAGGCCGAAUCCUAGGCAGGAGAUGGUUGAAUCUUUUACUUGCCUUUGAAACCCGUUUUAAGCAAUGUGACUGAGUGGCAUACGAACACGAUAUACCAAUUACGCAGUGCAGUGAACCGAAAAGCACAACGGGAACGUCGUACUGAAAAGAACCAUCGUCAAUUGGGUAGUAGAUCCCUUGUCGAAUGUAAGCGGAGGCUGAUCGAUCGGAACGUACACAUCUCAAUUGUAUUCCCCCUAUUCCUGCUGGCACAAAAGGCUGGGUGUUGUGCUAAUUCGACUGUUUUAAACCAUUUUAUAAUAGCGACGAAAAUGGACACAGGAAAGGUCCUAGUUCUCGCAUCGGUAUAGUAGUGAACGUGAUGCAUGCUAACAAGUACUCUUUAUCUCCUAGUGCAGUAGAGUUAAUGUGAUAGUAGAUAAGUGACACUCUCCGGCGCAAACAAACGAACAUUCGAGACGAAUGCUCCCCAGUUCCGUUCGCUGGUACCGUUUAUUAUAUGCUGCCAGGCCGCCAUUCUUUUCGGCUUGAAGCAGGAUUUUGUUUACGGCGCUGCGUUUGCUA